UGUGCCUUUGGCUAUUUCCUCCACCCCAUCCGAACCAUCACAGAGACACACUACAGAUGCCAAAGCAAGCGCCAGCCAUUGGGAUCGACCUAGGGACGACCUACUCGUGUGUGGGGGUGUUCCAACACGGCAAGGUGGAGAUCAUCGCCAACGACCAGGGCAACAGGACCACGCCCAGCUACGUGGCCUUCACCGACACGGAGCGUCUGGUGGGGGACGCCGCCAAGAACCAGGUGGCCAUGAACCCCACCAACACCAUCUACGACGCCAAACGUCUCAUCGGCCGCAAGUUCACGGAUAAAACGGUGCAGGGUGACAUGAAACUUUGGCCUUUCAAGGUCGUGGAGUCUGAAGGUCGGCCGAAGAUUGAAGCGGAAUACAAAGGCGAGAGGAAGCUCUUCGCUCCGGAGGAGAUCAGCUCGAUGGUGCUGACCAAGAUGAGGGAGACGGCCGAGGCGUUCCUGGGGCAGCGAGUGUCGGAUGCCGUCAUCACGGUGCCGGCCUAUUUCAACGACUCACAGAGGCAGGCGACCAAGGACGCUGGCGCCAUUGCCGGUCUGAACGUGCUGAGGAUCAUCAACGAACCAACCGCGGCAGCGCUGGCGUUUGGGCUCGACAAGGGCAUGAAAGGGGAGAGAAAUGUCUUAAUCUUCGACCUGGGUGGCGGCACUUUUGAUGUCAGCAUUUUAACCAUCGACGAGGGCUCGUUGUUUGAGGUGAAAGCGACAUCAGGCGACACCCACCUGGGAGGGGAGGACUUUGACAGCCGUCUGGUCAGCCAUUUUGUGGAGGAGUUUAAGAGGAAGCACAACAAGGACACGAGCGGCAGCGCCAGAGCCAUCCGCCGUCUGCGGACAUCCUGCGAGCGCGCCAAAAGAACUCUGUCUAACAGCACUGAAGCCUCCAUCGAAGUCGAUUCUCUCUUUGAAGGAAUCGACUUCUACACAAAAAUAUCGCGAGCCAGAUUCGAAGAGCUGUGUAUCGAUCUAUUCCGAUCAACGAUCCAGCCGGUGGAGACGGCCCUAAAAGACGCCAAGCUGGACAAAAGCAAGAUCCACGAGGUGGUGCUGGUGGGAGGCUCCACCAGGAUCCCCAAGGUGCAGAAACUUCUCUCGGAUUUCUUCAACGACAAGGAGCUCAACAAGUCCAUCAACCCGGACGAGGCCGUGGCCUACGGGGCGGCCGUCGAGGCGGCCGUGCUGACUGGCGACCAGAGCCAGGCCAUCAGGGACGUUCUCCUGGUGGACGUGGCGCCCCUCUCCCUGGGGAUCGAGACCCACGGCUCAGUCAUGUCCGUGCUGGUCAAGCGAGGCACAACGAUCCCCACUAAAACGUCAAAGCUCUUCUCGACCUACACAGACAACCAACGCGGCGUUAAUAUCAUGGUCUUCGAGGGCGAGCGCUCAAUGACCAAAGACAACAACCUUUUGGGGACGUUUAAGCUGAAGGGGAUUCCCCCCGCGCCCCGGGGGGUGCCUCAGAUCGAGGUGACGUUUGAUAUCGACGCCGAUGGCAUCCUGAACGUGACCGCCCUGGACAAGACCACGGGCAAGUCUAACAACAUCAAGAUCAAGAACGAGAGGGGGAGGCUGACGCAGGCGCAGAUCGACAAAAUGGUGGCCGAUGCUGAACGCUACAAGGCCGAGGACGAGAAACAACGCGAUCGGGUCGAGGCCAAAAACCGCUUUGAGAAUUAUAUUUUUAGUGUCAAGCAAGCUGUGGAAACUGUGGGGGAGAAACUGUCAAAAUCGGAUCGCAACACGGCCUUGACCGCAUGUAAGGACGCCCUGGAUUGGAUGAACGCCAACACGCUGGUCGAGAAAGAGGAGUUUGAAGACAGGCUCAAGCACCUGCAGAAGAUCUGCUCACCCAUCAUGACCAAGCUCCACCCGUGCUCAUAGAGUGGUUGCUCAAAGCAAGGCGGGCCCACGGUAGAAGAGGUGGAUUGAUGGAUCACACGAUACGUCAUUUAGCCGUCCACACAAUACGUUUAGCCGUCCAUACAAUACGUCAUUUAGCCGUCCAUACACCACUCCGCACAAUACGUUUAGCCGUCCAUACAUCACGUCAAUUUAGCGUUUCAUAGAACCCGUCAUUUUGGCCGUCCAUAUACAAAUGUCAUUUUAGCCGUCCAUAUACAAAUGUCAUCUAAGCCGUCCAUACAUCACAUUUUAGCCGUCCACACACACAUUAAGCCGUCCACAUACCACAUUUAGCCGUCCAUACACCACAGUUAGCCGUCCACACACACAUUUAGCCGUCAAUACACCACAGUUAGCCGUCCACACACCACAUUUAGCCGUAUAUACACCACAGUUAGCCGUCCACACACGACAUUUAGCCGUCCACACACCACAUUUAGCCGUCCAUACACCACAGUUAGCCGUCAACACACCACAUUUAGCCGUCCAUACACCACAUUUAGCUGUCCACACACGACAUUUAGCCGUCCAUACACCACAUUUAGCUGUCCACACACGACAUUUAGCCCUCCAUACACCACAUUUAGCUGUCCACACACCACAUUUAGGCGUCCAUACACCACAUUUAGCCGUCCACACACCACAAUUAGCCGUCCACACACCACAGUUAGCCGUCCACACACCACAUUUAGCCGUCCAUACACCACAGUUAGCCGUCCACACACACAUUUAGCCGUCCACACACACAUUUAGCCGUCCAUACACCACAGUUAGCCGUCCAUACACCACAGUUAGCCGUCCAUACACCACAGUUAGCCGUCCAUACACCACAGUUAGCCGUCAAGACACCACAUUAGCCUACAAUAGUUGAGCGAUACUUAGGCCUACAGCUACAAUAAAAAAAAUGUUCAUACACAUUAAUUACCAUCAAAUCUAGAAUGAACAACUUGAUUCAUCUACUGAACGCUAAAAAGAAAGC
Molecule: messenger RNA, 2901 nt
Organism: Physella acuta
Lineage: Eukaryota; Metazoa; Mollusca; Gastropoda; Physidae
Product: heat shock protein 70 B2-like
Molecular function (GO): ATP binding; ATP-dependent protein folding chaperone
Source: RefSeq, a predicted model, not a curated record